AUGGUUCAUCUUGAGCAUAACCAUAAAACAAGUCCAACCAAGUCUAGGUUAUAUCGACGCAACAGGCAAUUAAGCGAACAUGUGAAGCGGCAACUUGAAGUGAAUGACAUAGCUGGAAUUCCAUUACACAAAAGUUUUAACUCAGCUGUUGUUGAAGCUGGUGGAUAUGAGAACCUGACAUUUGUGGAAAAGGAUUGCAGGAAUUACAUUGAUCAGGUGAGGAGGUUAAGACUUGGAGAAGGAGAUGCUGUUGCUAUUCAAGCUUAUUUUUCAAAGAUGCAAGCGUUUUGUCCGGGUUUUUACUUUAGUGUGGAUUUGGAUGAAGAGUACCUAUUGAAGAAUGUCUUUUGGGCUGAUAAUAGGUGUAGACAAGCAUUCAAGGAAUUCGACGAUGUUGUCACAUUUGACACCACAUACCUGACAAAUAGAUAUGACAUGUCCUUUGCUCCAUUUGUUGGUGUAAAUCACCACGGCUAG
Messenger RNA from Diospyros lotus (date-plum), 477 nucleotides. Its product is annotated as protein FAR1-RELATED SEQUENCE 5-like. The record is from RefSeq and is a predicted model, not a curated record. The coding region runs from base 1 to 477 and encodes 158 amino acids. Lineage: Eukaryota; Viridiplantae; Streptophyta; Magnoliopsida; Ericales; Ebenaceae. The transcript has a single exon.